AAAUAUCUCAACAAAUAUAGAACCAAGGAUGAUGUGGCAACAUGGAUGGAUCCAUCCUUGGUUUCAAAUAUAGAACCAAGGAUGCAUCUAUGCAUGGAUGCAUCCAAAUAUUGAUGCUAUAAUAUAGCAAUAGAACCAAGUAUAGUAUUGCAUUGGAGUUGCUCUUAGUUGUAUCCAUCUGUCAACCCGUAUUUAUUCAGAGGUUGACGAUUUUGAAAGGAAGCUCUAAACUAUACUUGGGCAUUAAUUUCCUUCUACUAAACAUCUGAGCUCGUUUUUUUCUUUUUAACGUGUCUGCUCAGUUUGUCUUGUAAAAAGAUUGGAGGGAUGAAAGCACUGUUUGUUCGAGCAUCUGUUGUCAAUAAAUUAUCAUCUUAUUUACGGCGGCAUGUCACCACUCAAUCACAACUAGCAUUACCCAGAUUGGAUUACACACUUAAUCGCAAUGUAGCGCGUUCAAAUUGGAUUAUUACCAAGUUUAGUAAAGAGGGUAGGAUUGAUGAAGCACGCAAACUGUUUGAUGAACUGCCUGACCCAGAUGUUAUCACAUGGACUGCUAUAGUUUCUGGGUAUGUUAAGUGUGGUAUGAUGAGGGAGGCUAGGAGGUUGUUUGAUAGAAAGGAUGCUAAGAAGAAUGUGGUUACAUGGACUGCUUUGAUUUCUGGGUAUUUGAGAAACAAGCGUGUUUUCGAGGCUGAGAAGUUGUUUAAUGAGAUGCCUGAGAGGAAUGUGGUUUCUUGGAAUACUAUGAUUGAAGGGUAUGUUAGGAAUGGUUUGAUUGAUUCGGCGUUGGGUUUGUUUGAUAGAAUGCCGGAGAGGAAUGUGGUUUCGUGGAAUACGGUUAUAAAUGCGUUGGCUAAGUGUGGAAAGAUUGAGGCUGCGCUGAGACUUUUUGAUGAGAUGCCUGAGAAGGAUGUGAUUUCGUGGACUGCAAUGGUUGGGGGACUGGCGAAAUUGGGGAGACUUGAUGAGGCGAGGAGGUUGUUUGAUAGGAUGCCGGAGAGGAAUGUAGUUUCGUGGAAUGCUAUGAUUACAGGGUAUACGCAAAACAAAGAAUUGGAUGAAGCUUUUUAUCUGUUUGAGAGGAUGCCAGAGAAAGAUGUACCUUCUUGGAAUACGAUGAUCACAGGUUUCACUCAAAAUGGUGAGUUAGGAAUGGCUAGGAAGUUAUUUGAUGAGAUGCCGUUAAAAAAUGUUAUAUCUUGGAGUACUUUGAUCAAUGGAUAUGUGUUAGAUGAUCAGAGCGAAGAGGCAUUGAAAAUUUUCAUGCACAUGCAGGCAGAAGGCUCGGUAAAACCAAAUGAAGGGACUUUUGUUAGUCUUUUGGGUGCCUGUAGUAGCUUAGCUGGUCUUAGUGAGGGAAAGCAAAUUCACCAGAAUAUAAGCAAAACAGUCUAUCAGGAUGAUAAACUUGUUGUAUCUGCACUCCUGAACAUGUAUGCAAAAUGCGGGGAACUGACAAUCGCUAAGAAAAUCUUUAAUGAUGGAUUGAGAAGUCAAAGAGAUCUGGUCUCCUGGAAUGGAAUGAUCGCAGCAUAUGCCCAUCAUGGCCGUGGCAGUGAUGCAAUAAAUUUAUUUAAGGAAAUGCAGAAUUUCGGUUUCAAACCAAAUGAUGUGACCUACGUAGCAUUGCUUGCUGCGUGCAGCCAUGCUGGUUUAGUAGAAGAGGGUUUACAGUACUUCGACCAGCUUACAAAAGACAGGUCCAUUCAAGUGAAUGAAGAUCACUAUACAUGCCUCAUCGAUCUUUGUGGACGAGCUGGUAGUCUCAAGGAGGCUUUUAAUUUGAUUAAAAAACUUCCAGUUAAGCCUUCGUCAAGUGUAUGGGGGGCUUUACUUGCAGGUUGUAAUGUUUAUGGAAAUGCUAAUUUAGGGAAGCUAGUAGCAAAGCAAAUGUUGGCAGCUGAAGCAGAAAAUGCCGGAACCUAUAUUCUUCAGGCAAACAUAUAUUCUUCCAGUGGAAAAUGGAGAGAAGCUGCAAAUUUGAGAAUGAAAAUGAAGGAAAAAGGCUUGAAGAAGCAGCCAGGUUGCAGUUGGAUUGAAAUAGGAAAUAGGUUUCAUGUAUUUGUUGUUGGUGAUAAAUCUCACUGUGACACAAAGCUUAUUUAUAAUUUACUAGGGAACCUUCAUUCGAAAAUGAAGAAGGAUGGUUCUGUACAGAAUGAUGAGUUAAUAAUAGAAGAGGAAUUUUUAGUAACCUAAGAGCAAGUCCAAGAGAAGCCUUAUAUCAUGUCCUAAGUCAAAAUUUAAGACAUUUGAUAAAAAAGGUUGCUCCAACAAUGUCCUAGUGAUGCCUUAUAUCACUAGGACAACCCCUUCAAGCUCUAUUUUUGAGGCACUCUCUCCUUGCCCUAUCCCAUAUUUUAUAAUAAAUUUCUACCAACACUCUCUUUCUCUCUCUACUUUAUAUUAUGUUUUAAUGAUGAAAGUGAACUUUUAAUAAAAAAAUAUUAAACAUAUAGUGA
Messenger RNA from Daucus carota subsp. sativus, 2465 nucleotides. Its product is annotated as pentatricopeptide repeat-containing protein At2g35030, mitochondrial. The transcript has a single exon. The coding region runs from base 328 to 2202 and encodes 624 amino acids. Gene Ontology annotation, molecular function: protein binding. Lineage: Eukaryota; Viridiplantae; Streptophyta; Magnoliopsida; Apiales; Apiaceae. The record is from RefSeq and is a predicted model, not a curated record.